Molecule: messenger RNA, 631 nt
Organism: Geodia barretti
Lineage: Eukaryota; Metazoa; Porifera; Demospongiae; Tetractinellida; Geodiidae
Source: the annotation of a GenBank genome assembly
AGGAACAUUUCAUUUACUCUCCAUACAGGUAUAUACACUCCUUUAAAUGCAGACGAAGUGACAGUAAAUACAUAUACAACUCCCUUCGAUCUGAACAGGCGUUUAGGUGCUUCCAAUCCCUCUAUGGAAACAAACUUAAACAGAUUCGUGCUAUUGGAAGUGGUUAAGGUUCUUGAAUCAUCCAAGGUGCAGGAGACGAUAUUAGCACAGAAAGUUAAGGCAAUGUUAUUUCAGAACAUUCCUCCAACAACAGAAGUCAACGAACCAUUUUUGACCAUUGAAUGUGGCAAGUACAAGACAGUGGAUGUGGAUAGAAAUGGUGCAGAAAGAUUGUUGGGGAAUGAUGAUUGUAGCGAGGGAGCGUUCCUGAUUCGUGAUGGGCAGAAUGCAAGAUGUGAGAGGGUUCUUAGUGUGAGACUAGUCGAAAAGGAAGUCGGCCAUUUUCGUAUAUACAAAGAUCAGGGUUCAAGAUAUUUUUUGCAUGGGACGUCAAAAUUUGAAUCUCUAGAUGAAUUAAUUGACAAUUACAAAGAAGAGGGUGACAUGCAUAUAACUUGUAACAAAAGAGAUUUCAAACUAGGUUCACCUGUGCACAUUUGAAUUCUAUCUAGUAUCUAGUCAAACAGUAAAC